Molecule: messenger RNA, 483 nt
Organism: Neoarthrinium moseri
Lineage: Eukaryota; Fungi; Ascomycota; Sordariomycetes; Amphisphaeriales; Apiosporaceae
Exons: 2
Coding region: 1-483 (160 amino acids)
Source: RefSeq, a predicted model, not a curated record
AUGUUGUCGCGAUCUCUCUUCUCGGCCGGCUUCCGCCAAGCAGCAGCAACUGCCACAACCCGUCCCGUAGCCAGACAAGCAUUCGCACGACCGGCACCCUUCCUCACAGCCUUCCAGUCCCGCUGGCUAUCAGACACGACGCGGCAGGCGAUCGAGAAGGCCGUGGGCUCGGCGCCCGUGGUGCUGUUCAUGAAGGGCACCCCCGAGACGCCGCAGUGCGGCUUCUCGCGCGCCAGCAUCCAGAUCCUGGGCCUGCAGGGCGUCGACCCGGCCAAGUUCGCCGCCUUCAACGUGCUCGAGGACGAGGAGCUGCGCGCGGGCAUCAAGGAGUUCUCCGACUGGCCCACCAUCCCCCAGCUCUACCUCGAGAAGGAGUUCGUCGGCGGCUGCGACAUCCUGGUCUCCAUGCAUCAGGACGGCUCGCUGGCCAAGAUGUUGGAGGAGAAGAAUGUGCUCGCGCCCGCGGACGCGCCGGAGUCUUAG